This is a messenger RNA of Camelina sativa (false flax), 2172 nucleotides long. RefSeq names its product O-fucosyltransferase 23. Lineage: Eukaryota; Viridiplantae; Streptophyta; Magnoliopsida; Brassicales; Brassicaceae. Gene Ontology annotation, biological process: pollen-pistil interaction. The record is from RefSeq and is a predicted model, not a curated record.
GCCCUUUUUUUUUUUUGGCACUUCUCUCCGUGAUUCUGUUCAAGAAGCUUCUUCCGCUCCCAUUUUUUUCCUCAAUAUUUAUUUCUUUUAAUUAAAAAUUUUCGUCUACUCGAUCGAAACCUAAAUUUGUGCAUAUACUUGUCAGUGAUUUACGAUAAGCUUUUUUUUAAAAAAUUAAAUAAAUUAUACUUAUUGAUUCUCUCGUCGCGUCGCUUUGCUUUGCUUUAAAGCGUUCUCCAAAAAAGAAAAACUCAUAAUCCGUGAUUUGAGCAAAUAUUAUUAAUCGUCAGUUUACAUUUAGUUCUAUUUCUGGGUUAAUUGUGUUUUUAUUUGUCUCUUCUUCAAAUUAGUGUGAGAGAUUAGGGAAACCAAAAUCAUCUGACAUUAAAUAAAAAGGUUAAGCCAUAUUUGUCUCAUCUUUCUUUCUCUGGCUUCUUUUUUUUUUCUUUUAAGUUUUGGUUCCUUCUAAAAUUGUAAGGCUUUUUAUGUGCGUUUUGAGUUUUUUUCACCUGCAAACCAAAAAAAAGAUGCGAUUUUUGAUCGAUAAGGAGAGAUUCGAAUUUCUCUGACCAUCUCAGUUUCUUCGUCAAGUGUUCUUUUUUAUGUUUUUUCGACUCGACCCAGAUUCUGUUUUCUUCUGGAAAUUUUGGAUUUUUUUUUGAAUCUGAAGGGAUUAGUUACAGUUUGGUCUCUCUCAUAGGGGAUGAAUUCUCCGUUGAGUUGCAAGAAUCUGAGACUUUUUUCAAACUCUGUUGCUUGCAAAUGUCUUGUUCUUGUUGGUAUUGCUCUGUUCUACAGAGCUCUGUUACUCUCUUACUCUCCCAGAAACGCUCUCAACGGUAGCUUAUUGAUUCGAGCUCGUCACAUGUCAGAUUCCUCCUCCUCCUUAACAGAUGGAAUCCGAGCUGAUAAGUUUCUCGAGGUUCCUCAGAUCGUCUGGGGACUAAACAAUCAGAAGAUAGCUUUCGCUCGAGCUUGCUUGACGGCGAGAUUGAUGAACAGGACGCUUCUCAUGCCUAGUCUAAGUUCUUCCUUGUUCUACAAGGAAGUCGAUAAGCUGCGCCCCAUUCCUUUUGAUAAAGUGUUUCAGUUUGAAAGAUUCAACUCUCUCUGCUCAGGGUUUGUGCGGAUUUCUCAGUUCUCUGAUGUUAGAAACAGAGCACAUGUGUUUGAUCUAGAGAAAGGUAGUGGAAGAAGAUGGACGGUUGAAAGAGACUUGGAACAGCUGAAACACUCCGCACGUAACGAGUCCAUCGAUGAGUUUGAAGUGAUCCGUGUCAUAGGGAAGAACCCGUUCUUGUGGCAUGAUCAUUGGCCUGUAGAAGACUAUGCUAAGGUCUUUGAGUGUAUGGUUGUGGUUGAUGAAAUCUCAAGGGAAGCAGAUAAAGUUGUGAUGAAAAUCCGAGAAGCAGGUGAGGCAGAAAGAGCCAAACUCGAAUCCAAAACCGAGAUCCCCGGUCCGAUACCUUUUGUUGCGGUUCACAUGAGGAUAGAGAUAGAUUGGAUGAUACAUUGUAAGAAGCUAGAGCAACGUAAAAAGGUCUCAGAGAUUUGUAGUAGCAAAAGCGAGAUUAUGGAGAGAGUAGGGAACAUUCCCGGUUUAAAGACUCCAACAGUUCUUUACCUUGCAGUAGCAGAUACUCUCUUGGAAGCAAAAGAAGAAGACUCAUCUGUGUUGACGGGUUGGAGAGACGGAUUAAUACCGUUUGAGAAGAAGAAGCUUGGGGUUAAAGAGGAGAUUUAUGGAAAGUAUUCAUAUUUGAUUCAAUCAGCUAUAGACUAUGAGGUGUGUUUGAGAGCAGAUAUUUUUGUUGGUAAUAGUUUUUCGACUUUCUCUAGUCUCAUUGUUCUUGAGAGGACACAGAAGGCGAGAAGAUUAGGGUUUAUGAGUUCUUGUAAAGAUGGUGAAAACGAGUGGAGAUCGUAUGCAUAUAAUCUGGCUGGUGAAUCAAAGGGAGUUCCAAGGAGGUGGAUGACGAAUAUGACUCAUUCGAGCUUGCAAGCUAUUAGCUAUGGCUCUAAUGCUGUUUCUUGUUCCAGUGGGUGAAAUUGGCACUUUGGAUUUAGUUUUUUUUUUUGGCUUUCUUUUAUACAAUUCGUUUAUUUGUGAGGGUAAAUAGAUGUGUAAAUUUUACUAGAAAAAAGAACAAUGCCUAAAUCUUCUUUUUUCAA